Salvelinus namaycush (lake trout) is the source of this 4437-nucleotide messenger RNA. RefSeq lists its product as uncharacterized. The transcript has 10 exons. The record is from RefSeq and is a predicted model, not a curated record. Bases 683 to 3601 code for a protein of 972 amino acids. Lineage: Eukaryota; Metazoa; Chordata; Actinopteri; Salmoniformes; Salmonidae.
CAUGAGCGUGAGAGGACUUCUUGGGUCAGUUCUUCAUCAAGGAGUCAGUCAGUUUUCAGGCCUAACUACCAUCAGCUAGGAAAGGACACCCGCUCAGACUUCGUGAGGUCAAGUCUGUCACAGAGGCUAAUGUAGACUAAUCCACGAGGUACAUGUAUGUUGAUUGUAGACCACAGCGACCUGUCUAGCAGAUGACCCGUCAAUGCGUUGCCAGCCUCGGCUCCAGGCUUCACUCAGGAGACGAAAGCCUGUGGCUGAGGCUAGGAAAAGGAAAUGCUGCCGUAGGUUUCUAUGUAAUGUUAAACGGACACGAGGCACACGCAGGGAAAUGUUUCUCUGUCCCUUCAGUAAGGAAUUUUAACCUUGUUGCCGCCUGAGUUUCCUAGAUUUUUGAUAAACGUGGUUAACGUGUUGCUAACAGAGCACUGAGGAUUAACACCUUAUGGGUGUCAAAGAAAAAUAAUGAUUAUUAGCUAUGUGGUGGUGGGACUAGGCUAUAGGGUGGUUUGGGGUUAAACGCUUCCUCCUGUAAUUCUCGCAUAAACCACUAUAUGUCACCAACAUGUAUUUCAUCACGUUCACUGGAUGCCACUAGUCUUGCUCAACUAAAAUUGUCAUCUGUCUCAUCUCAACUUUGUAAGUCGCACCGACAAAACGGUUUUGAGACAACUUCAUCCUAAAAAUGUCUGACUACACUGUGAAGAUCGAGGGAACUGGUCCCGAGGAGUCCGAGGCGUCCCCUGAGAAGUCCAGGGACCCGUCUCCUGAGCCUGCUGUCCUGCCCGUGACAGAUGUGUCCUUCCUUGGAGCAAUGGAACACACGAAUGAGAUGCUUAGCUCCCUGGAUCAAGUGAUGGACAGUCAAACACAAGAAAAUGGUGAACAAGUGGAAGCAACUGAAAGUCAGAGGAAGAGACUAAAGGGAAACCUAGGUUUGUCCUCUGCUGGGUGUUCACUUGGAUGUAUUCCAAGCUUUGACUCAGUGUCCCUUACAUCUACGGUCAACACGGAUAACAACUCAGGGGAGAGUCUAGAGCAGCUGCAGUACCAAGGGGUCCUGAGUGUGGAUACAUGUGAUGAGGUGGAGGUCAAGGUGCCUGUAGAUAAUGACACCCUGAUGCCCACAGUCAUUGACUGUGACUCCUUGACAACCCUGGACCAGAUAGCCUCCUUGAGGACUCUUCAGGAGGAGAUGGACAGAGUGCUGGACAUGGACACUGUGGAUUGUCUCUCGAGAACAGUUAGCUUUGAAAGCAGCCCCAUUCCGGAGAGGAGUGGAAGCACAAAGACAUAUUGCAGUGGUGUACGCUCGGCAACCCCCUACGCUUCAAAACCAUCCCUUACAUCUAUUGACACACAUGGGGCUGAAAAUGAGGUGGAGGCCAAGGUGCUCAAUAUCGACAUAUCUUCAUUCACCCUGGACCGGAUUUCCUUCUCCAGUAUUCUUCAGGAGGAGAACGACAGAGUGCUGGACAUGGACACUAUGGAUUGUCGCUCUCUGUCGAGAACAGUUCGCUUUGAAAGCUGCCCAAUUCCGGAGAGGAGUGGAAGCUUGAAGACGUAUUGCAGUAGUGUACGGUCGCCCACCCCCUACCAGUCAAGAUUAUCCCUUACCUCCACUGAGGCACAUGAUCAGGUUGCACACAGCUCAGGCACACAAGUGAGCCUCCAAAUCCUGAUGGACCCUCUGGUGGAGCUUUUUGGUAUCACUCAGGAUAUGAUAUACACAGACGUCCAGGAUAGAGUGAUUGAAGUGCUGCAGGACAUGUACUCGGCAGCUAACCAGCUAGAGCAACAGCUAUUCCAGAGUGUCUUUGACAGGCAAGCCAGAGCCAUUGUAAAGGCGGUAGUGCAGCAGAUCAAUGCCGCCCUGUCCAGGGCUAUACAACAAACAUGCUCGGGAUCACAAUUACUUAGUAUAGUGGGAUCUGCCAAGCUCUAUAGCAAAGAUGAGUUGGCAGCGGUUGAGGGCCAAGGAGUUCCUUUGAUCACCUCAUCAGCAGAGGGAGACAGGGAUGGCAACAAGGAAGGAAGUAGACCGUUGAAACAUUGUUUUAACAGCUUUGUUCGUGUUUUGUCAGCAAAAAUGAGGAGUAUCUCCAAGGGGAUCAAACAGAGAGGCGAGAGUGCACAACAAGAGCACAAGCUAGUUGUUGAACUGCCAGCAUCAUCUGACGAGGGUACAGAGCAAGAGGCAGCAGAGGAAGCUGGAUCAAGUACAGUUUCUGAACCCUCUAGGAAGGAGAUCACAGAGGUCAGUGAAGUUCUUCAGUCGGAAUCUGAUGAUUCUCUACUUCCCUCCAUUGGGGGAAUGCUCUUCCACGUUGGAUCCAUGCCUCAUACAGAGGAUUCAGUGGAGCUAUACGGCAGUGUCCCAUCAAAGUUGACACCAGAAAGUAUGGUGCAGGAAGAACGUGUUGAUGAAGGCUUGUCUAAGGCUUGUUCCAGGACAACUUCUUCAACCAGCACCACUUUCAGCAUGGACGACAUCCAGAAGGCUGUUGCUACUUUGACCACUUCUGGAAGUGACAGGGGUAGAAGCAUUAUCACUACCCCAGAAAUGCCAGAGCAGAGUCUGCACCACCAGGGAGGUGGACUGGACAGCCCUGUCUCUUCAGAGAGAAGAGUGGCUGGAAGUGGAAGAAAGAGCCCUGCAACUUGGUCAGACGCAGAGGGAUUAAGUUCUGCAAAAAAGGAGUUAAUGGAGAGGAUGGUGCUCAGCCGUGAGGAUGCAGCAUCAGCAAAGAGCCUGGAGAUCCUCCUCUCUGGCAUUCUUCGUCCUCACACUGACAAGUUAGUCGACCAGCUGCGAAGCCUUUUGAUGGUGAACAGCACACUUACAGCACAAUCUGUGUCUGGCAGGUCAAAAUCAGAAUCUGCUCUGCCGAAGUCCAGCAUGACAGGGGAACUCCAAAGGGAGAUCUCAAGGAAGGGUUUGCUGGAGAUAGCAUAUACUAUCACCGAGAGAUCGAUAAAGACCCUUUUGGAGCAGCUGCUCACUGCCCUCCUCCCUCCAUCUGCAGUGGUUGAGGUUGCCAGGUCAUGUCAGAACAUCCGACCAGUCACUCCCUCUCAGGUGAUGAGUUCUGAAGUUAGCCCAGGGUGCUGCAACCCUCUUUCAAUGAUUUGCCGUGUGAUCAUAGAUGUCUUUACGAUCACAAGACAGGUGGUUGAGACAGCCAGUGAAAUGGAUAUGUCUCCCCCCGGAGAGAACAUUGAUGAAAGGCUUUGUAGCAACAUAGCGCCACUGCCCACUGAUUCAACCCCAUCUGCCCACCCGAUCAACCGUGAGUGCAACAGAUCUUUGGUGACCAAACCAACAAACAAAGUCAAGAGCUUGACAUUCUCAUUUCCUAAGCUCCCAAAGAUCAGUCUCAUAAAGAGCAAGAAAGUCAACAAAGGGGAUAUCGCUCCCCUUGAGACCACCAAGGAUCCUACUGAUGUCGACUAUAGUAUAUUCUGCACUACUCCAACACCAGAGAAUGCACAACGACAAGAGGAAAAUCUUGCCUCCUGCUCCUCACAGAGGAAGGAAUGGCCAAAGAACCAAUUAUUUUUAAUCAGGGUAUACUCUGCCAAGUCUAGGCAUGACAACAGCUAGCGUCAGUAGAAAUGUCCUUUUGGUUAUUUGGCAACACAACCAGAGGACCAUCUCGCCACCUACUCCACAACGAGGAAGGAGAGGCUCAAGAAGUGUUCAUUUUCACUGCCAUAACCAAUCAUUUCAACUCAGUCCUACUGACAUCCCAUUGGGCAAAAACUGGUUUAAUCAACAUCGCUUCCACAUCAUUUCAACACCCCAAAAAAUCUACAUGAUGAACUGAUAGGAUUUACAACAAGUCACGAACGUCAGAGCAUUUCGUCUUUUUUUCAGCCAACUUUUAAUCUAAAUCCAAUGACAUGGAGAUUUUUUUUAAACGUUGAAGUGACGUUAGUUGACAACUCAACCAAACGUAAAUCAAAACUAGAUGUUGAACUGACAUCUGUGCCCAGUGGGAUUUGCUGUUGUCAGUCUUCUACACGGGUUUUGCAACUACAUCAGAGGACCCUCUUGCCUCCUAUUCCCCAACAAGGAAGAAGAGGCCCAAUAAUUGUUACUCUUUUGUCAACCAGUCCUUUCAACUCUUUCAAAACUCAUUUCAAAACUGUCCUUUCACCUAUUCAUCUCAUUCACGAAGCUUCCAAAGAAAUAUCUCAACAAAAAUGUAAGUGGAUCUCACUCCCCUUCCGACCAUCCAGAGUGAGACAUAAAGCAUGCAGGUAGUGUUGUGCAUGAUCAGUAUUUGUUAUAAUCUGUUUUUUAAACACCACAUCCUCUUGUUCAUAGUGUCUACACCACCACCAGAGGAGGAACUUGCAUCCUGCUCGCCAAUGAGGAAGGAGAUGCCCAUGAAGCGUACUUUCACUUCCUUCAAUAAUAAACUGCCACUUCAUGCA